This is a messenger RNA of Tarenaya hassleriana, 2610 nucleotides long. RefSeq names its product peroxisomal fatty acid beta-oxidation multifunctional protein AIM1. Gene Ontology annotation, biological process: fatty acid beta-oxidation. Lineage: Eukaryota; Viridiplantae; Streptophyta; Magnoliopsida; Brassicales; Cleomaceae. Gene Ontology annotation, molecular function: (3S)-3-hydroxyacyl-CoA dehydrogenase (NAD+) activity; NAD+ binding. The record is from RefSeq and is a predicted model, not a curated record. The transcript is spliced from 19 exons. Gene Ontology annotation, cellular component: peroxisome.
UUCUCUGAUUGGUUCGGUCUCUUUCUUUAUCCGCUUUCGGCGUUGUCUCCUAUAUAUACACACCUUGUCAGUUCUGUAUUUUCCCGAGAAAAUCUCUUGGAAAAUCGGUGAAGCUAUGGCGGAGACGCGAGUGACGAUCGAAGUUGGACAUGACGGAGUUGCAGUCAUCACCAUCUCCAACCCUCCCGUUAACUCCCUCGCCCAUCCCAUUAUUUCUGGGUUGAAGGAGAAGUUUCGCGAGGCGAUUCAGAGGAGUGAUGUGAAGGCGAUUGUGUUGACCGGGAAAGGCGGCAGAUUUUCUGGCGGUUUCGACAUCAAUGUCUUCCAGAAGAUUCACAAAUCUGGAAACAUAUCGCUUUUGCCUGAAGUAUCUGUUGAUCUGGUUUGCAACCUUAUUGAAGAUUCGAAGAAACCUGUCGUUGCUGCCGUAGAAGGGUUAGCUUUGGGUGGUGGCUUAGAGUUGGCAAUGGGAUGUCAUGCUCGGGUUGCUGCCCCAAGAGCUCAGCUAGGGUUACCAGAACUAACCCUCGGAGUUAUUCCAGGUUUUGGAGGGACCCAGCGCCUUCCAAGAUUGGUAGGACUUGCAAAAGCAAUAGAAAUGAUAUUGCAAUCGAAGCCAAUAUUAUCUGAGGAGGGGCAGAAGCUAGGUCUCAUCGAUGCUGUUGUGUCUCCCAGAGAUUUGUUGAAUGUUUCCCGGAAAUGGGCUUUAGACAUUGCGGAUAGACGCAAACCAUGGUUACGCUCUCUUCAUAGGACUGACAAGAUUGGCUCCUUAUCAGAGGCCCGUACAGUACUGAAAAAUGCAAGACAACAGGCCAAGAAGACAGCACCAAAUAUGCCUCAGCACCAUGCUUGUCUUGAUGUGAUUGAAGAAGGGAUUGUCCAUGGAGGAUACUCUUUCCAAUCGAGGAUAAGUACCUCAACUACAUGAUUUGUUUUGCAGGAAGCAGAAGUUUUCAAUGCAUUAGUACUGUCAGACACUGCAAAAGCUCUUGUUCAUGUUUUUUUUGCACAACGUUCAACAACAAAGGUGCCUAAUGUAACUGAUGUUGGACUGAAACCGAGGCCUAUGAAAAAAGUUGCAGUUAUUGGUGGAGGCCUGAUGGGUUCUGGCAUAACUACUGCUCUUCUUCUAAGCAACAUAAUUGUUGUACUCAAAGAAGUCAAUUCAGAAUACCUUCUGAAGGGGAUAAAAUCAGUUGAAGCAAAUGUUAAAGGCUUGGUAUCUAGGGGAAAGCUGACGCAAGAUAAAGCAGACAAAGCCCUUUCUUUACUCAAAGGAGUUCUUGAUUACACAGAAUUCAAAGAUGUGGACAUGGUUAUAGAGGCAGUAAUUGAAAACGUUACACUGAAACAAAAUAUAUUCAGAGAGAUCGAGAAGGCAUGUCCCCCUCACUGCAUUUUGGCAACCAAUACAUCUACUAUUGACCUCGACGUAAUUGGAGAGAAAAUCAGCUCAAAAGACCGCAUAAUCGGAGCACAUUUCUUCAGUCCAGCUCAUGUGAUGCCCCUUUUAGAAAUUGUCCGUUCAGAGAAUACUUCAGCACAGGUGAUUCUGGAUCUCAUGACACUUGGGAAGACUAUAAAGAAAGUUCCUGUUGUGGUUGGAAACUGCAUAGGCUUUGCAGUGAACCGGACAUUCUUUCCCUACACACAAGCUGCACAUAUGUUGGUUCAUUUAGGAGUAGACUUGUUCAGAAUUGACAGGAUCAUCACCGCUUUCGGCCUCCCGAUAGGCCCUUUCCAGCUCGCGGACUUAGCUGGAUAUGGGGUUGGAAUUGCAGUCGGGUCAAUAUAUGCGAAGGCCUAUGGUGACCGUAUUUUCAAGUCCCCAUUGACUGAGCUGCUGAUUAAGAAUGGACGAAAUGGUAAAAACAACGGCAAAGGGUUCUAUAUUUAUGAAAAGGGAAGCAAACCAAGACCUGAUCCAUCAGUGCGUCCUGUAAUUGAGGAAUCUAGAAAGCUUGUCAAUAUCAUGCCUGGUGGGAAGUCUAUAACAGUUUCUGACAAGGAAAUUCUGGAGAUGAUAAUGUUUCCUGUUGUGAACGAGGCCUGUCGUGUCCUUGAUGAAGGAGUUGUGAUCCGAGCCUCGGACCUGGACAUUGCAUCUGUCCUUGGGAUGAGUUUUCCGUCUUACCGAGGGGGAAUUGUGUUUUGGGCUGAUACAGUUGGGGCGAAGUACAUAUACGAAAGGCUGAAGAAGUUAUCGGAGACAUAUGGCGGAGGCUUUUUCAAGCCGUCGAGGUUUCUGGAGGAAAGGGCCAUGAAAGGCAUGCUUUUGAGCGAAGCAGCUUCACCAUCUUCUCCGGGAUCAAGGGCUCGCUUGUAAAAGAUAUAAGAAGUCGAGGGACAAAAUACAGGGUUGAUGCCAUUAAUAAAACAGGCAGCAGAUGGAGGGAGGUAAACGCGUUUGCUUCUCUCUCUCGCCUUACAAAAUCAAUAAAUGAUAAUCAGAAGCAGCAGCAGAAGAAAUUAGAGAGGUGGUAAGUUUCAUUUCAUUUGAUUGUUAGUUGGAACAUCGUAACUGUGUCACGAUCAAACAUAAUGCCUCUUCUGUCCCUAAUGGUACGGCUUGCUUUUAUUUAAUGAUUUUGACUCCUUAUAGACUAA